This is a messenger RNA of Lathyrus oleraceus (garden pea), 810 nucleotides long. RefSeq lists its product as uncharacterized. Lineage: Eukaryota; Viridiplantae; Streptophyta; Magnoliopsida; Fabales; Fabaceae. Bases 152 to 607 code for a protein of 151 amino acids. The record is from RefSeq and is a predicted model, not a curated record. Gene Ontology annotation, molecular function: electron transfer activity. The transcript is spliced from 2 exons.
UUAUGGGAAAGUAACAGAAUUAGAUUGAAAUUUCUAAGCCCAGUAAAGUUACUAAUUUGCUAGUCAUGGUUGAAUCAUGUUUUAUAUAAACCCUUGCAACUAGAAUUCAUCAUCAACAACUCAAAGGUACAAAACCACAAAUUAAUUAAAGAUGCAUCAAAAGCAUAUGUCUAGAGUUUUCAUGCAAGGAUUUAUCUUCCUUGUGAUUGCUUCAUUGGCUUCAGGAUCAGGAAGCAAGGCCAGUGCCAAAAGAAACAUCUUGGUUGGAGACUCUGAAGGCUGGCGUGCUGGCACUAACUACACCCGAUGGGCCAUAAAAAAUAGUCCAUUCCGCUUAAAUGACACAUUAGUGUUCAAGUUUCCUCCCCGGGGCAAUUCGACCAUUGUUCCGAGCGUUUACUUACUACCAAACAUGUGGAGUUACAUGACAUGUGAGUUUAGAGGAGCAAAGUUGCUAGGGAAUGCAGUUCAAGGUGUUGGAGAGGGCUUAAAGAUUGAGCUGAACCAGUUGAAGCCUUACUAUUUUGCCUCUAAUGAAGGGAAUGCCUAUGAUUGUAUUGCUGGACUCACCAAGUUCAUUGCUGUUCCAUCUACACGUUCCUUUUAGUUUAGCCCAAGUUGUUUUUCAUCCUCAAGUCAUGGUCCAAUUAGUCUUAAGUUAUUUCCUUCAAACAUAGUUGAAUUCAAAAUAUACAAAUAAAAUGGAUGGUCUCGUUGAGUUUCUCUUUCGUGUAAUACUAAAAAUAUGAAACCUUGUUUUUUGAGUUGAAUUGUGCUACCGAAAUAAAUAUGAUGUUGAACUUUUGUUUA